Molecule: messenger RNA, 1167 nt
Organism: Drosophila busckii
Lineage: Eukaryota; Metazoa; Arthropoda; Insecta; Diptera; Drosophilidae
Gene: RfC38
Product: replication factor C subunit 3
Exons: 2
Coding region: 59-1129 (356 amino acids)
Biological process (GO): DNA-templated DNA replication; DNA repair
Cellular component (GO): nucleus; DNA replication factor C complex
Molecular function (GO): ATP hydrolysis activity; DNA clamp loader activity; DNA binding
Source: RefSeq, a predicted model, not a curated record
GCGGGCUUUUCAUUGUUAAUCAGUUCAAGCCUUAUAAAUUGCAAAUUAUUAAUUAAACAUGGCUUUGUGGGUGGAUAAAUACCGACCGCGAGAACUCAGCAAGUUGGAUUAUCAUAAGGAACAAGCUGACAAUCUGCGUAAUUUGUGCAAACAAAGCGACUUUCCACAUUUAAUGUUCUAUGGCCCUUCUGGAGCUGGCAAGAAGACUCGCAUAAUGUGUUUGCUGCGUGAAAUGUAUGGCGCUGGCGUCGAAAGACUGCGUAAUGAAACUAUGACUUUUACCACACCUUCAAAUCGUAAGGUUGAAAUCAUGACAGUGAGCAGCAACUACCAUUUGGAAGUGAACCCCUCAGAUGCCGGCAUGUACGAUCGGACUGUGGUUAUAGAUCUGAUCAAGCAAGUCGCACAAACGCAACAAAUUGAUAUCAACGGUCAGCGUGAUUUCAAAGUGAUUGUCAUAUCCGAAGGAGAUGAGUUGACCAAAGAUGCACAGCAUGCGCUGCGUCGCACCAUGGAGAAAUAUAUGGCCACCUGUCGCAUUAUACUGUCGGUAAACUCAACCUCACGCAUUAUACCCGCCAUACGCUCACGUUGCCUAGGCAUCCGAGUAGCUGCUCCAAAUGUAACCGAUAUGACUGCAGUGCUGCAGAGUACUUGCAAGCGCGAAGGAUUAGUGUUACCGCCUGAGCUGGCCACACGUGUAGUAGAUAAAUCGGAGCGUAACUUGCGCCGUGCUUUACUAAUGCUCGAAGCUGCCAAGGUGCAGCAGUAUCCCUUCACAGCGCAACAGGAAAUACCCGAACUAGACUGGCAAGUCUAUCUACGCGAGACGGCAAAUCAAAUUGUAAGCGAGCAGACUCCGGCAAAGUUGGAAAAGAUACGUGAUCGUUUAUAUGAGCUGCUGUCACAAGGCGUGCCACCCAAUCUCAUCUUUCGCGGCUUGGUGGAGCAGCUGGUCAACAAUUGUGAUAUGUCUAUUAAAGCCAAAACUCUGGAGUUUGCCACGCAGUAUGAGCAUCGCAUGCAGAAUGGCGCCAAGCAUAUAUUCCAUUUGGAAGCUUUUGUGGCGCAGUUUAUGAAUAUCUACAAAAAGUUUCUAUCCGAGUUGGUGAUGACGGAUGAUUUUUAAAUGUUUAAUAUAAUAAAGAGUAAAGUAAUUUAAAUGAA